AUGUUUCCAAAACGAAACAGCGUGGUUGUGAAGGUUGGGAUGGUCGGUGAUUCGCAAAUAGGAAAAACAAGCUUGAUGGUUAAAUAUGUCGAAGGUUCCUUUGACGAAGAUUACAUUCAGACAUUAGGCGUCAAUUUCAUGGAGAAAACCAUUUCCAUAAGAAAUACCGAGAUAACUUUUAGUAUAUGGGAUCUUGGUGGUCAACGCGAAUUCGUGAACAUGCUUCCGUUGGUGUGCAACGACGCAGUCGCCAUCCUUUUCAUGUUCGAUCUAUCACGAAAGUCCACGCUAAACAGCGUCAAAGAAUGGUACCGUCAAGCGAGAGGAUUCAAUAAGACGGCCAUUCCUUUUCUCAUUGGGACAAAGUAUGAUCAGUUUGCAAAUUUCCCCAAGGAAGAGCAAGAAGAAAUCACAAAACAGGCUCGGCGUUUCGCACGGGCAAUGAAGGCAUCCUUGGUCUUUUGCUCCACGUCUCAUUCCAUCAAUGUGCAAAAGAUAUUCAAAAUUGUUCUCUCCAAAGCGUUCGAUCUCAAAUGUACAAUCCCGGAAAUCAAGGAGGUCGGUGCCCCCAUACUAGAGUACAUAAUACGUCAUCCCGAGCAAUAA
This is a messenger RNA of Acaulospora colombiana, 606 nucleotides long. The record is from the annotation of a GenBank genome assembly. NCBI's taxonomy places the organism in Eukaryota, Fungi, Glomeromycota, Glomeromycetes, Diversisporales, Acaulosporaceae.